Molecule: messenger RNA, 5534 nt
Organism: Pseudophryne corroboree (corroboree frog)
Lineage: Eukaryota; Metazoa; Chordata; Amphibia; Anura; Myobatrachidae
Gene: NSD2
Product: nuclear receptor binding SET domain protein 2
Exons: 23
Coding region: 316-4293 (1325 amino acids)
Cellular component (GO): nucleus
Molecular function (GO): protein binding; histone methyltransferase activity
Source: RefSeq, a predicted model, not a curated record
ACGCUCCAUUUGAAAGCGCCGGUCGUGCCGCCGCCUGGCGCCCGCCCAGCCAAUCAGCAACCGAGAAUUUUCCCGCCGCGGGCGACUGAGGAGGCAGGGGGGCGUUCCCGCCGCCGUGAGUGGGCGUGUUCGGUUGGCUGGCGGGGGAGGAGCCCGGCUCGCCGUGUGCCUGUCUCUCCUCCAUUGAUUGCCAGCCAGCAGGAGCCGUAGCUCUCCCCGCACUCCGCCGCCGCGCACAUAAGGAUGCGACAAACAGUAGCGUGAGACUGGGCACGUACUUCAGUUUCUCUACAGAAUUUGCAGCAAUUUGACAAAAUGAAGCAAGUUCCCCACAUAAUUUCAAAUCCGUCCGUUAAGCCCUCAACCCCCGAAGUGAGCCGCGAGUGCUCCGUGUUCCUGGGCCGGGCACCGAUCUCUGAGGGGGUCAUACAGAAGCUAAAUGGCCACGACGCACUGCCUUUCCUCCCAGCCGACAAACUGAAAGACCUGACUUCUCGGGUGUUCAACGGAGAGUCGGGCGCUCAAGAAGCGAAAGUGCGGAUUGAUGCCCAAGAAAUUCAAGGCAUUGGGACGCCGCCCAACACAACUCCCACUAAGAAUGGGUCUCCAGAAAUAAAGCUGAAAAUCACCAAGACCUACAUGAAUGGUAAACCCCUGUUCGAGUCUUCUAUAUGUGGCGAACAGGGUGAAGAGACCGCUAAGCCUGAGGAGCCGGAGAACAAAAGCAAGAAAGGCAGGAAAAGAAAAAAUAUCAAGUUUGAGUCUAAUGAGGAUAAACCUGGAGGUGAAACCCCGACAAACUCGUGUUCCGCUGAAUCGUCUGAGGUUCAGCCUCUUUCAGAUUUAGAGACCUCAGAACACAAAGAGCAAGAGGAAACGCCAUAUAAGUUCUCAGUCGGAGAUUUAGUAUGGUCAAAAGUCUCUGGUUAUCCAUGGUGGCCGUGUAUGGUGACAUCUGACCCCGUCCUGCAUAGCCACACGCAGAUUAAGGGUCAAAAAAAGAGUAUUCUUCAAUAUCAUGUACAGUUUUUUGGGAACGCACCUGAAAGAGCUUGGAUAUUUGAGAAGAGUAUAGUGCCCUUCAAGGGAGAGCAGGAGUACGAUCAUCUCUGCCAGGAAAGUGCCAAACAGACACCUAAUAAAGCUGAGAAACUGAAGCUUUUAAAACCAAUAACUGGUAAACUCAGAGCACAGUGGGACAUAGGUAUGGAUCAGGCUAAAGAAGCAGUGCUGAUGACCGUGGAUAAGAGGAAGGAUAAGUUUACUUUUAUUUACAUCAAAGACCGUCCACAUCUUAAUCCUAAAGUGGCUCGGGAAGCGGGUAUUCCUGUGGAGUUGUGUGAGGAGGAAGCUUUGGAUGAGCCACCUGAGAGCCCAAAGAAAGAUGAUGGCGCCCCAAGCAAGAGGAGGAGGGUGUCCAGGCUUCCAGCUACCGACUGUUCAGAGACUGAGACUGAUGUGAAAAUCACUACUGCUAAGCCUCCUGAGAGCCCAGAACCCAAAGGCGGGACUCCGUCAGCCCCCCCGAAAAAGAAGUCCGCAGCGUACGGGAGAGGCAAAAAGGGAGAUACCGUGGCCCAAUUCCUGGUGUUCUGCCAGAAGCACAAAGAUGAGGUAAUAAGUGAGCACCCCGACGCUUCCAGUGAAGAGAUUGAAGAGUUGCUGGAGUCCCAGUGGAACAUGCUCAGCAAUAAACAAAAAGCCCGUUAUAACACAAAGUUUGCCAUUCUCACCUCUCCCAAAUCUGAAGAAGACUCUGGUGCACCGCCGAUCAACUCUGGGGACGCCAAGAGGACCGUAUUUCAAGAGUUACCAAAGAGGAGAUCGAGAUCAAGAAGUAGAUUGCAUGGAAAUACACGAAACCACAUAGAGACGGACGGCAAGUUGCCUGACGAUGCUGAAGCUCCUAGGAAGAGGCUCAGGAACCAUAGUCAGAAGCAAGUGGAAGUCAGUAUUGAAAAGCCUUCCAAGUCCUGUAGAGGCAGAGAAAACAUCCCUGUGAAGCCCCAAGCAGCCAUACACAACCUCGCCGAUGCUUGCAAGCCAUUAAAGAAGCGGAAUCGCAAUUCAGAUCUUGCCUCAGUCACACUUGCUGUAAGCAAGAGUUCAUCUCCUGUUUCUCUGAUUGAGAAUGAGGUGUCUGAUGAGAGAUCGGAGUCCCCCUCUGACAGUGCGGACGAGUCAUUGCUUUGCAAGAAGUCCGAGAAAGGAUCUUCAAAAAAGGAACUUGUCUGCCAGCUGUGUGAAAAGCCUGGGGAUCUCCUGCUGUGUGAAGGCCUCUGCUUCUCUGCUUUCCAUGUAUCCUGCGUCGGCCUAUCUAGGAAGCCCACUGGCCAGUUCCUAUGUGAAGAAUGUACAUCAGGUAUUCACACGUGUUUUGUGUGCAAAGAAAAAAACGCAGACGUUAAACGUUGUAAUGCACCAAAUUGUGGCAAAUUUUAUCACGAUUCUUGUCUAAGAGAUUACCCUCAUGCCGCAUUCGACAAAGGGUUCCGUUGCCCCCUUCACCGUUGUGCCAGCUGCCUGCUUUCAAACCCUUCAAAUGUCAGGACAAUCAAAGCAAAAUUGGUGCGCUGUGUCCGCUGCCCGGUGGCUUACCACAGUGGAGAGUCCUGCAUGGCUGCUGGAUGCACUGUACUGUCUCCCUCCAGUAUCGUCUGUUCUGCACACUUCGCUGCCAGGAAGGACAAAGCACAUCACACCCACAUCAACGUGUGCUGGUGUUUUGUCUGCUCCAAAGGUGGAAACCUCUUGUGCUGUGAGUCCUGUCCUGCCGCUUUCCACCCGGACUGCUUGAAUAUUGAAAUGCCAGAUGGAAGCUGGUUUUGCAAUGACUGCAGGCUGGGGAAGAAGCCGCGAUAUCAGGACAUCAUUUGGGUGAAAUUGGGGAAUUACAGAUGGUGGCCUGCAGAAGUGUGUCACCCAAAAAACAUACCUACAAAUAUCCAGAAGCUGAAGCAUGAAAUUGGAGAGUUUCCAGUCUUCUUUUUCGGUUCCAAAGAUUAUUAUUGGACGCACCAGGCGCGGGUAUUUCCAUAUAUGGAGGGGGAUCGGGGCAGCAAACAUCAUGGAGUUAAAAGCAUUGGCAACGUCUUCAAAAAUGCUUUGCAGCAAGCAGAAGAGCGGUACUGUGAGCUAAAGUUGCAGAGGAAGGCAAAAGAAACGGAGGAAAAUGAGAAAAAGCCACCGCCUUAUAAGCACAUAAAGGUGAAUAAGCCCUACGGCAAGGUUCAAGUUUACACUGCUGAUAUAUCGGAAAUUCCUAAGUGCAAUUGUAAGCCAUCCAGCGACAAACCCUGCGGCUACGACUCUGAAUGUCUGAAUCGUAUGCUAAUGUACGAAUGCCACCCCCAAGUAUGCCCGGCUGGGGGGAGGUGUCAGAAUCAGGGCUUUACCAAGCGCCAGUAUCCAGAGACCAAGAUAGUGAAGACUGAAGGCAAAGGAUGGGGUCUCAUUGCGAUAAGAGACAUAAAAAAGGGGGAGUUUGUGAAUGAGUACAUUGGAGAACUAAUAGAUGAAGAGGAAUGCAUGGCAAGAAUACGCCACGCGCAGGAGAAUGACAUAUCGCACUUCUACAUGCUGACCAUUGACAAGGACCGAAUUAUAGAUGCAGGACCUAAAGGGAACUUGUCUCGGUUUAUGAAUCAUAGCUGUCAGCCAAACUGUGAGACUCAGAAAUGGACUGUUAAUGGUGACACGCGUGUAGGCCUGUUUGCGGUGCGGGACAUACCGGCAGGCGAGGAGUUAACGUUCAACUAUAAUUUAGAUUGUCUUGGGAAUGAGAAAACGGUCUGCAGAUGUGGAGCGCCGAACUGUAGCGGAUUCCUUGGUGACCGACCAAAGAAUUCCUCUGCAGCAUCUCAUGAAGAGAAAGUGAAAAAACCCAAGAAGAAAUCAAGGAGACGGAGGACAAGAGGAGACGGGAAAAAGGAGUCUGAAGAUUACUGCUUCCGCUGUAACGACGGUGGCGAGCUGAUCUUAUGCGAUAGGAAGCUGUGUACGAAGACUUACCAUCUUUCUUGUCUAGAUCUCGACAAAAGACCUUUUGGAAAGUGGGAGUGUCCGUGGCAUCACUGUGACGUAUGUGGCAAGGCAUCGGUGACGUUCUGUUGCCUGUGCCCAAAUUCGUUCUGCAAGAGCCACCACGAGGAGAAACUGUUCAGGAGGACUGCCGGCGGCAAGCUGUGCUGCCUGGAACAUGACCUGAAGGAGUUCAAUGAAGUACAAGCUGCUGAAACUAUCCCUAAAGAGCACUCAAAGGCCAAGUACAAGAAGAGUCAGAAAUCCAGAUAACAGCGGACUGCAACACUAUUGUAAAUAGAUGCCUCUUUGUGGAUAAGGUCGAACAAAAUAGCCAUUUUCAUAUAAUGCUGUACAGCUUUCUUGAUAUAUACUUUGAUUCAGGACAAAACGUACCCACUGAGCCAUCUUCUGCAGCCGAGGCUGCGUCUGCACUGAUUACUGAGCCGUGCUCACCACUGCUCCCUUAGCUGUCACAAUAAACCCACAUUACACAGCAUUACCAUUACACUCUCCGUCAUUACCGCUACACACUCAUUUAAGAAAGGAAAGGCCGGUGUAUCGGUUAAAGGCUGAAGCGGCAUGCAGAUAUAUAAGUACACCCGUACGCGGAUAUUUACCUUCCUAACACGACACUAUUGACUUCAUCUUGGAAAUACUUAUAUAUUUAGGUUUUUUUUACUAUAGUCCAGGCAAGUCUUUGUGUAAUACUUUGUUAACAGAAUAUAGGUACAUUUAACACAAUAUUAUUUUAAUAGUUUUUAAUCAAGGCUUUUUCUGCAAGCGAUGAACAGUGUUCACACAGCCAAAUAACCUGUUAUAUCAGCAGUGUUACAGAGGAGGCCAAAUUGUUGUCAUUUUCUAGGUAUAUGUUUCAAGAUUAAGUAUUACUGUAUUACUGCUUUUCCCCCCCUUUUGUUCACUGUGGGAGCGACUUGCUAUAUUGUGUGUGAUUGUUUUUACAAAUGUACAGUUGCUACCUCACCUGGUUAAAAAAAAAAAAAAGUGGCUCCCACCUCAAAUUUUGUUUAUUUUUAUGAGAUGGGGCCUGCAAAACCUUCCUCAGCACUGCAGGGCUUUCCCACGUGCAAUCGGUCUGCCCAAGACUACAGGCUGCAUCAUCUCAAAUGUCCAAACACCCUCGUUUAAAACUACAGAAUGCAGGAAAGGGUGGGCUUUCAUUGGUAGAGGCGGCCUUGCCUUUGUAUUUUUUUUUUUUUUUUUUUUGGUUGCCUAAUUCCUAUGUGUUUUUUUUUUAUUUUACAAAGUGUCACAUACAUACCUCCAUACUUCCAUCCCGGGAUCCCACACAAUUGGUUUAAACACUAGGCACCAUGACCAUGAAGGGAAUAGUCAAUGUAUUUGCCCCCCUUUUGUUAACGUAGUGUCAGGGAGAAAAUCCAAUGUACGCUUAUUUUGGAUUCUGUAUAAUUAGACUACAACUGUAAAAACUAAAUUGUGCUCUAAAGGGGGAUCACCGUGCACUGUUUUUGGCUUUUUUUUUUUUUUUUUCU